AUGGCAAUGGAGCAAUUGUACGGAGAUUUUGAUGCAUCAUAUAAUGAGUUACAGGGAUGGAUUACCGCUAUAAGGGAGUACGUACCAGGGACUGCCAUUGAGCUGCAGACACGACCUUAUUAUGGCCCGGAUGAGCAACUACAACCAAGAAAAAGAAUUUUCCAACGGAUGUUCUGGACGUUUGAUCCAUGUGUACGUGCAUUUCCCCACUACAAGCCGUUUGUGCAAGUAGAUGGGACAUGGCUAUACGGUAAAUAUACACAGAUUUUACUUCUUGCGAUUGCUCAGGAUGGGAACAAUAACGUGCUCCCGAUUGCGUUUGCCAUCGUAGAUAAAGAGAAUAUGGAGUCGUGGGAAUUCUUCCUUACAAACCUGCGGAGGUAUGUUGUUAGUAAUGAUAGUAUUUGCAUCAUCUCUGAUAGAAGGAAAAGAUUAAUUGCUGCCAUUAGGCGUUCCGACGAGCUUGAGCCACACAUUUUCAAGCAAAGGAUGACUCGACUUGAGAAUGACAUGGAAGGUCAAACGAACACAUCUUUCCGACAAUGGUUGGGUACCAUGGAGCCGUGGCAAUGGGCUCAAAGUUUUGACGAGGGCUUUCGUUACGGUCAAAUGACUACAAACUUGGUGGAGGGCAUCAAUGCUGUGUUAUUAAAAACAAGACAUCUUUCGAUUUCAUCUGUCUUCUCAGCUACAUUCUACAGGUUGGCUAUCUUGAUGCCAAGAAUGGGUCAGCAACAAGUCAACCAGAUAGAGGCAGGACACGUCUUUGUCGAAUAUGUCAGGGAUGCAAUGGUUGCAAACCGUCGGAUGGCGAGGUCGAUGAAUGUAGAAGUAUAUUCACGACGUAAUGAAACGUUUCGCGUUACAGAGACCAUCGGUCGUCGACCCGGUAUACCACCUAGGUCCUACGGAGUUGAUCUCCGAAAUAGACGGUGCGAUUGUAGGAGGUUCCAGACACUUCCUUAUCCUUAUGCACAUGUUGUAGCAGCUUGUGCUAAAGUCUCGCUCAACGUGGAUCAAUUUAUCGAUGAAGUGUAUACCCUCGAACGCACAUUGCGUGUAUGGGAGAAUGAGUUUCCCGUACUUCCUGACCUAUCUACUUGGGAGGUUCCUCCAACGACAUUCGAGCUUGUCCUAGACAAAGGGUUGCGUAGGAACCCAAAAGGUCGUCCGCAAUCAUCUAGAAUCCGUAACGAAAUGGACAUUAGAGAGAAAUCUGAUGGGAAGUUGUGUGGAGUUUGUAGAUUACCAGACGAAAAAUCAUAUGUCUCAAAUGCCAUCGAUGAACUUGAGCCGAGAGGAGUAGAAUAUGGAGGUGGAUAUGGGCCGGAAGGAGUAGAGUACGGCGGUGGAUACGGCUCUAGAGGAGUUGAGUACAUAGGUGGAUACGGGCCGGAAGGAGUAGAGUACUAA
Molecule: messenger RNA, 1413 nt
Organism: Gossypium arboreum
Lineage: Eukaryota; Viridiplantae; Streptophyta; Magnoliopsida; Malvales; Malvaceae
Exons: 3
Coding region: 1-1413 (470 amino acids)
Source: RefSeq, a predicted model, not a curated record